Messenger RNA from Funneliformis mosseae, 153 nucleotides. The record is from the annotation of a GenBank genome assembly. Lineage: Eukaryota; Fungi; Glomeromycota; Glomeromycetes; Glomerales; Glomeraceae.
UAUAAUAAUACAACUUCACAAAAUAUUUCUGAUAGUUUUACUGAUAAUAAUUCUGAUGAUAAUGAUAAUAGUACAAAUGAAUCACUAAUGUUAGAUUCAGCCAAUUCAAAAGAACCAAUUUUACAAAAUAUUGCUGACAUUAAAACUCGAUAG